This is a messenger RNA of Passer montanus (Eurasian tree sparrow), 3171 nucleotides long. RefSeq names its product phosphodiesterase 3A (gene PDE3A). Bases 418 to 2901 code for a protein of 827 amino acids. NCBI's taxonomy places the organism in Eukaryota, Metazoa, Chordata, Aves, Passeriformes, Passeridae. The transcript is spliced from 15 exons. Gene Ontology annotation, cellular component: cytosol. Gene Ontology annotation, molecular function: 3',5'-cyclic-AMP phosphodiesterase activity. The record is from RefSeq and is a predicted model, not a curated record. Gene Ontology annotation, biological process: oocyte maturation; positive regulation of oocyte development.
UCCAGCCUUUUUAAUUCUCUUUAACUACAAAAGCUCUCAAUUAUACAUCCGAGGUGCUGCGUUUUUACCCCUGCAGUUCCUAAGCAACAGCUAUUUUCAGAUUGAGUGCGUCUGGUGUUGUCUACCUACUCCAGUCUCCUUCCUGCGAGGUGGCUCGUGGCUGGAAGCUGAGCUGCUGGCUGGCUGCCUCAGCCUCUUGCUGUGCCUCUGCAGGGACACAGAUGCUUUAGAGGAGCAGCACAAGCUGGGCUCUGAGCAUCCUCCACCUUGCAGCUCACAAAAACUCGCGUGCUUCGGGGAGCUCUGCCGCCUGCCAUGAAGAGCAGGAGUCAGAAAUAAGGUUCUUGCCACUGGUUUGGGACAGAAGCCUUUUUUUUUUGUCAAGUCUGGCAAAGCCUCUAGAGCAGAUUGAGGACGAUGAGCCGGAAAUCUCUGUACUUGCUGAAGCGCAGGUGGGAGUCCAUUCCCGCUGGGGACCAGUCUUCUGGCACCAGCAUCACGGUGGACAUUGCUGUCAUGGGAGAAGCACACGGGCUCAUCACAGACCUCCUGGCCGACCCUUCGCUACCCCCCAACGUCUGCACGUCCCUGAGGACAGUGAGCAACCUGCUCAACACACAGCUGACCUUCCAGGCCAUCCACAAGCCCAGGGUGAACCCCUUGGUGUCCUUCAGUGAGAACUACACCUGCUCCGACUCCGAGGAAUGUCCGGAGAAGGGAGAGAAACUAGCAAUUCCCAAGCGCUUACGGAGAAGUUUGCCUCCAGGACUGCUGAGACGAGUGUCCUCAACCUGGACCACAACAACAUCAGCCACAGGACUGCCCACUCUGGAGCCAGCCCCAGUGAGAAGGGACCGCAGUGCCAGCAUCAAACCUCACGAAUCUUCUUCAUCCAGCUCUGACUCCUGGAACAGCUCCAUUCUGAUGACCAUCACAAAGAGCAGGUCCUUCUCCACCUCCUAUGCCGUGUCCUCCACCAACCACCUGAAUACCAAGAGGCAGAGCCGCCAAGGUAUCCCACCAAAUAUUUCACCUCUCACCUCCCCGUGCCAUUCACCGAUUCAGGGGACGCCUGCCACGAGUCCUACUGGGAAAACAUCUUCUGUGUCAUUUCCAGAGCCUACAGACACUGACACCAAGCAGGGCCUAAAGCCACACAAAGUCUUAACUUCUACUCAGAGUGCACCUAGCCUGUCAGACCCUGUUAUCAGCCCCUCCAUCAUCUGCAGCAGCUGUGGCAGACCCUACAACCAAAUAGAAGCUGGUAAUGGGACACUAAAUAGAAAUGAUGCUACUACACAUACCCUGAACAGAACAGAUGAUCCUGCUCAGGCCACUUCUGACUACGAGACCAACAACAGCGACAGCAGUGACAUCGUGCAGAACGACGACGACACGGAUUGCUCCAAGGAGCAGCCACGGAAGGGAUCUGGCUGUAGGUCCUACACGCCCGAGACCAUCAUCCUGCACCCCUUGACACCACCUGAGGACAAGCCUGUACUGGCUCCUGAGCCCCUGGUUAUGGACAACUUGGACCCCCUGAUGGAGCAGCUAAAUAGUUGGAACUUCCCAAUCUUUGAUUUGGUGGAAAAAAUUGGGAAGAAAUGCGGUCGGAUUCUGAGUCAGGUAUCAUACAGGCUUUUUGACGACAUGGGGCUGUUUGAAACCUUUAAAAUACCAGUGAGGGAAUUUAUGAACUACUUUCAUGCCUUGGAGUGUGGAUACCGAGAGAUACCUUAUCACAACCGAAUCCAUGCCACGGAUGUUCUGCACGCCGUGUGGUACCUCACAACCCAGCCCAUCCCGGGACUGCCCACUGUCAUCAAUGACCACGGCUCAGCCAGCGAUUCAGAUUCCGACAGUGGCAUCACUCACGGCCACAUGGGAUACGUGUUUUCAAAGACAUACACACCUACAGAUGACAGCUACGGAUGCCUGGCUGGCAACAUCCCUGCCCUGGAGCUGAUGGCUCUUUAUGUGGCUGCAGCCAUGCAUGACUAUGAUCACCCAGGAAGGACCAAUGCCUUCCUGGUAGCAACGAGUGCUCCUCAGGCGGUGCUGUACAACGACCGCUCCGUGCUGGAGAACCACCACGCUGCUGCUGCCUGGAACCUCUUCAUGUCCCGGCCAGAGUACAACUUCCUGGUCAACCUGGACCACGUGGAGUUCAAGCAUUUCCGCUUCCUCGUCAUCGAGGCCAUUCUGGCUACUGACCUGAAGAAGCACUUUGAUUUUGUUGCCAAGUUCAAUGCCAAGGUGAACGACGAUGUUGGCAUUGACUGGACCAACGAGAACGACCGCUUGCUGGUUUGUCAGAUGUGCAUCAAACUGGCUGACAUCAACGGGCCUGCCAAAUGCAAGGACUUGCACCUGCAGUGGACAGAGGGCAUCGUCAACGAGUUUUAUGAACAGGGCGAUGAAGAGGCCAGCCUGGGGCUGCCCAUCAGCCCGUUCAUGGACCGCUCGGCUCCGCAGCUGGCACACCUCCAGGAGUCCUUCAUCACCCACAUCGUGGGACCACUCUGCAACUCCUACGACUCGGCAGGGCUGAUGCCAGGAAAAUGGAUAGAAGAGAGUGAUGAGUCAGGAGACACUGAUGAGCAGGAGGAGGAGGAAACAGCAGACAUGGAAACUUGUGAAAACACCGAAUCCAGAAAGAAGAAGUUCAAGAGGAGGAAAAUCUACUGCCAGAUCACUCAGCACCUGCUUCAGAACCACAAGAUGUGGCAGAAGGUGAUUGAGGACGAGGAGAGGUUAGCUGGGUCAGAGAAGCAAGGCACGGAGCAAUCCCCACUGCACCAAUCCUCAGAACAAAUCCAGGCCAUCAGGGAAGAGGAGGAGGAGAAGGGGAAGGCCAGGAAGGAUGAAGAGGAGAACACAACUGUAGAACCAAACCAAUGACAAUCUUUACAGCAGUAUUUUAAGACAGAUUGACUCGUGCACAGACUCUUUCUCAAGCCAGCACAGCAUGUAGACACAACACUGUAGAAGUAUGGGAUAAUGCGCCUACAGCUGUUUAAUUUGUUUCUCUUUCCUUUUUCUGGUGAGGUACAUUGUUUAAACUCCUAUGCUCAAGGAAGCUUUCACACUGCAACACCGGCUUUACAGACUUUCUUUGAAGAGAUUUGGGGGUGGGUGGAAUUAUAUAAAUAUAUAUAUAUAUAGCCAGGG